Messenger RNA from Vollenhovia emeryi, 3783 nucleotides. Its product is annotated as F-BAR domain only protein 2. NCBI's taxonomy places the organism in Eukaryota, Metazoa, Arthropoda, Insecta, Hymenoptera, Formicidae. Gene Ontology annotation, biological process: clathrin coat assembly; clathrin-dependent endocytosis. The coding region runs from base 66 to 2876 and encodes 936 amino acids. The record is from RefSeq and is a predicted model, not a curated record. Gene Ontology annotation, cellular component: plasma membrane; clathrin-coated pit; clathrin-coated vesicle. The transcript has 11 exons.
AUACUAUUUUUUUCUUAUCAUUCAAGGGCGAAAAGAACAAUGGAUUUGACGUGUUGUACCAUAACAUGAAGCAUGGUGUAAUCGCCAGCAAGGAAUUGGCUGAAUUUUUGCGAGAGAGAUCAGCCAUAGAGGAGAACAAUUAUAAGCUUCUUAGUAAGGUAGCAAAACAGGCGAGUAAUAGCACGCAAGGAACAUUCGCACCUGUAUGGGCCGCCUUGAGAGGCGCCGCCGAGAAACUCGCUGUUUUACACUUCCAAAUGGCCCAGCGAGUCUCCGAACUCAUAAAAGAUGUGUCAAAAUAUGCGGAUGAGCUACACAAGAAACAUAAGGCUGUGAAGGAAGAAGAAUCGUCUACUUUAGAAGUUGUACAAAGUAUACAGAGCAUUACGGUAACGUUACACAAGGCGAAGGACAUGUGUAUGCAAAAGCGCCUCGAAUUAGAGAAAUUGAAGAAGGACAAUGCCAGUCAGAGGGAGCUGGAGAAGGCGGAGGGCAAGUUUAAAAAGGCACAAGAUGAUUACAAGACGCUGGUAGACAAGUACACGGUCAUACGAAACGACUUCGAGGCGAAAAUGACUCAGGCUUGCAGGCGGUUCCAAGAUGUGGAGGAGACGCAUCUGAAGCACAUGAAGGAGUUUCUGAAUACGUACGCGGACGUUUUGCAAACCAAUCACGAGCAGGUCGGCCAGGUGCAUAUCGAUUUCAAACGGCAGUGCGUUGAUAUGACGGUGGAGAAGCUGUUAGAGCAAUUUGUUCAGAGUAAAUACACGGGUUUCGAGAAACCAGGUGUGAUCGAGUAUGAGGAAGUUAUGACGAGUUUAGCAGAAAUAACCAGCCACUCGCAGUCGGAAGGCAGCGUGGAGGCGUCUAAGGAAACAUCAAAGGGAACCAACGGCGAAACAGGCGUAGCCGGUAACAGUCACAGUUCAAAAAAAGAUCGGGGUUUAAAAGGGGAGGGUGGUACUUUGAGAGUACUGGACGGGGACAGGGGGAGGGUGAUAUUGGAAAAAGAUAGAGAAAAAGAAAGGCAGAAGGAAAAGGACAGAGAACUGUCUCAUGCACAAACCACCAAGGCUUCCCGCCGUACUACCUCGCUACUCAACCUGUUCAUGUCCAACUCCCAGGGGUUCCUACGCAGUAGGAGAGAAAAACGAAAGGAGAAGAAGGCGAAGAAGAAGAAGGACCUCAUGGACACGAGCAGCAACAAAGAAGAAAAGUCUGACCUGGAGGACAAGGAAGACAGCAGAAAAUCAGAAACGCCAACGCCGGAGGUGGAUGAGGAUGGUUUUUGUAUUAGACCGAAGCCAGAUCCGUGGGAAAACGAAAAGGGGUUCUAUUCCAGUUCAGAUACUGAUUCGGAGGAUGAGAGGGAACGUAAAAUUCGAGUGGAAAUAAAACCUCUCAGCAAUGGUGGUGCACCCAUGAGCGCUAGUGUGGACGAAUUGAGGGCGACAGUGGAAAAUUUAUCUUUAUCACCUGCACCAACAGGACGUAGAGGAUCGAAUACUGAUUCCGAUCAUCACAUGAAAAGGUCUCAGUCAGUGUCACAACAAUUAGGAGGUAAGCCAAGCUCAGAUUUACUUGGCCUAAACUUGUUCAAUCCUAGCAGUACGCCGUCGAGCGCAUCGACACCGACCGGUAGCCAUCCUUACGCCCCGCUGCAGAGCCCACCGCCACUUUCCACAUCGCCGACCCCAUCGCAGCCGCCGCCGCCACAAUCCGCGCCGCCUACACAUUCUCAUACCCGAUUCCCAAUAGAUGGGGAUUUAUUUUCGGAAGUUGGAGAUAUCACGCCGGCCUUACCGCCCAAGCAGUCCGCAUCCUCGACACCAACGGGAUCAAUCGUGAUACCUAGACCGCCGUCGCGUCGAGGAGAGGGUCCGUCGCCACGCGGCAGAAUGUCACCCGCAACGAUAUCCCGCGCCGACAGCGUCGCCAGCCUGGAAUUUCGCACCGCUGGCGUAGGCGUGGGCUCCUCGCGGGGACCAUCUCCACUCACGAUCGGCCUAGCUGACACCAUCCCGCUGGCGGUGGCGUUCCACGAGAUAGUGCAUUCCUACUUCCGCGGCACGGACGAGACCCGCUGCCAGGUGAAGCUGAGCGGUGAUAUGAUGCUCUCGUUUCCGGCCGGCAUCGUCACGGUCCUGGCGAAUAAUCCCAGUCCUGCCAAACUGACCUUUCGCGUGAGGAACACCAACAGGUUGGAGAGGUUGUUGCCGAACAGCCAGCUUAUCAGCAUGGACGCAACUCAGACUACCGUCGACAGUACAAUUUUCGAAUUCAACAUGAGUGCCUUAACUAUGUUGCUACGGCGGCAAGCUGAACAGAAUCCCUCGGCCUCGUAUUUCAAUGUGGACAUCCUAAAGUACCAGAUCAAAUGCAAAGAAGGCGCCAGCUCGUGCCCUUUUCAAUUAGUUGCAUAUUGGAAGUGUGAAACGGGUCACACCGAUCUCAAGAUCGAUUACAAGUACAACAGUCGCGCCAUGGCCUCACCGAGCCCCUUGUUAAAUCUCCACGUUGCGGCUCCCAUCGACGGUGGUUUCAAAUCGUUCAAUAGCAAACCGCCGGCACAGUGGCUGCCUGAUACAAAUCGCGUACUAUGGAAAUUCACGGAGCUUUCGCAGCACAGCGAGGGUAACGGAGUCGGAUCCCUGAAGGCACGAGUCGAGCUCGAACACGGCCCGGGCAGUCAGGGAACGAUAUUCACUCAAUUCAAUUGCGAAGGGACCACAUUGUCGGGUGUCGAAUUUGAGCUUAUAGGCUCUGGAUAUCGAUUGAGCUUGGUGAAGCGAAAAUUUGUAUCCGGAAAAUAUAUAUGUGACGGAGACUCGGAUUCGCGCUCGAGAUAUGCCACGCCGCCAUCUAAUGCAGAUUGACGACUUCCAGAAUGGGCGCCUCAAUGGGAGAGCCAGCCCAUUUAAUAUUGGUACUUGCUUAAUCAUUCACUGCCCAUAUCACGACUAUCGAUCGUUCAUGUUCCGAUUACGCGUGGAGAAGCUUGUUGGAUACCAAAGUGUGCAUCGGCCGAAGAUCAAACGGAUCUUUUUGUAAAAAUCAGGUAUUGCGAAACGUAGAUAGAAGUAAAGGCGUCUUACAGCCAAAAUAAUAUGCCUUCUCCGAUGAAAGGCAUACGAACUUGAAUCAUAUUCUCUGUGCGCAAGUCUUCAUUUGUAUUAGCCAUACUAUAUUUUAUCUCGACGAAAACAUACAAUUACAUACAAUUAGGAAAUUUAGGUUUAAGACAACAUGUUCAACACUAAAUGCGCUGCUAUUAAGUGCAAGUCGAUUAUUUACGACUUUGCGACUAGAACGAACAGAUAGAACCAAAAGUCCGACUUUAUGCAAGAUGCGCUACGACGAAUAUGCAUUCUAUGUGUUUUAUAUAUACUCGUAUAUUUUUUAAUUUUUUAUAUAUUCCCCGCAUUAGGGUACUACUAUACUAAACUAAUAAUAUUACUGUUUUAACGAAGUUUCUACGAUAGUAGAAUAUGCGAGCAGUCAUUUUCGUCGAACGAGAGAGAUUCUCACACGAAGAUCUUUGGUGUCCAGCAUACUCUCCGACACGGUAACUUCCGCCAUUUGACAAUUUUUCUCUCUCUUUCUCUCUACAUAAUCAAAAUACGUCGCGGCGUUUUUAAUUAUCUUUUGAAACAAUGUACAAUGCUCUUUAGUUUAUUGUUACGUUCUACAUUAUUUUAAUGCAAUAUGUUAGCAUUAUGUAUGGUUAGUAACAGCGCGGAAGGAUAAAAAAUAUAAACGACAUAUAAAUGCCGAGUAAGUAUA